Amphiprion ocellaris (clown anemonefish) is the source of this 3143-nucleotide messenger RNA. RefSeq names its product E3 ubiquitin-protein ligase TRIM39-like. The coding region runs from base 99 to 1823 and encodes 574 amino acids. Gene Ontology annotation, molecular function: protein binding. The transcript is spliced from 7 exons. Lineage: Eukaryota; Metazoa; Chordata; Actinopteri; Pomacentridae. The record is from RefSeq and is a predicted model, not a curated record.
UUUGCCAACUGACAAGCCUCUUUGCCUAAAGGAAGCGACUGGCCGGGCUUUGAGCAGAAAUGAAACUUAAAACAGGGAGGAAGUCCUAAAGGAAGAACAUGAACAGUGGAGGUGAGAGCACCGAGAGAAGAAGGCAGACGAGUGUGAGACAGGGAGCAUCUCAACAGCUCAGAGCAGAUAUGGCCUCUACGUCUACAUCACCCAGUGAGCCGUCCUUACUGGAGAAACAUAUAACCUGCUCCAUCUGCAUGGAGGCUUUUAAGGAUCCCGUCAGUACAACUUGUGGUCACUCUUUCUGCAAGGACUGUCUUCGCUGCAACUUUGAAUACAAUGACAUGCAGUGCCCACUUUGCAAGACACACCUAACCAAAGCCCCCGAUGUGAACAUCGUCCUGAGAGACCUCAUCCAACAGCUGACAAAGAAAGACGACGAGGCUGUGGGGCCCGGUGAAGUGGCCUGUGAUGUUUGUAUAGAGCAGAAGCUGAAGGCGAAGAAGUCCUGCCUUGUGUGUCUCGCCUCGUAUUGCUCGACCCACGUGAAGAAUCACUACUCGACUAAGCGGCUGAAGGGCCACAAGUUGGUGGAACCUGUGGAGAACCUGGAUGCGAGGGCUUGUUUAACCCACGGACGCCCCCUGGAUCUGUACAGCAGGAAGCGGCAGAAAUGCAUCUGCGUUCGUUGCAUGCAGGAAGGUCAGGAGGAGGUCGUCUCUACUGAGGACGAAUGGGACAAGAAGAAGACUGAACUCGAGGACAACAAGACGGAGUUACAAGAUGAAAUCAAGAAGAGAAAAACAAAGGUGGAUGAGAUCGCUAAGGCUCUUAAGGACUGUAAGGACGUGCUGGAAAAUGAUUGGUGGGAUAUUGAGGGUGUGUUCACUGCUGUGAUCGCCAUCAUGGAGGAGGCCAUGGCCAGAAUGCAGCAGCCGCUAAAGGAAAGGAGGCAGCUUUUGGAGAAGGAAGCCAAAAACCUCAACGAUCAGUUGGAAGCAGAGAUCAACAAACUGGAGACGACCAUUUCUGAACUGGACGAUAUAUCAGCGCUAGAGGAUCACGUCCUUUUCCUGCAGUCUGUUGGUACAUCUUUGUUCCGUCUUUCUGUUUCUCAGAGUUACCCAUCUCUUCAAGAUCCAAACAACAUGAAAGACUGGACAGAAGUAGAGCUGGAUACAUCUCUGUCGUUUGGCACCAUGAGAAAAACCACAAUAGCUAUGAUGGAAAAAAUCCAACAGGAACUGGAGAAAUUGACAUCCAUUGAACUAAAGAGGGUCCCAACGUUUACAGCGGAUGUGAAGCUGGAUCCAGCUACAGCACACAAACGGCUUGUUGUCUCGAAAGACGGCAAACAAGUGAAAGAUGGAGGAGAGGACCAGGAAGUAGCCGACGGCCCUGAGAGGUUUGAUCUGUUCGGCGGCGUCCUGGGGCUCGACGGCUUCACCUCGGGGAGGUCCUACUGGGAGGUGGAGGUCACCAACAAGACCGGCUGGGACCUGGGUGUAGCGAGAGGUGACGCAAACCGGAAGGGGAAACUCAAACUGAACCCAGAGAACGGUUACUGGGUGACUGUGCUGUAUGAAGAUAAAAAGUUCGCCGCCCUGACAGCUCCACCACUUCGUCUUUCCCUGGAGAAGCCGGAGAAGGUGGGGGUGUUUGUGGACUACGACGAAGGUCUCGUCUCUUUCUACGACGUCACGGCUCAGUCUCACAUCUACUCGUUCACCGACUGUUCGUUCAAAGAUGAGCUUUACCCAUAUUUCAGUCCUCAUUUCAAACAAGAGGAGAAGAAUUCUGAGCCUUUGAUUAUAUCUGCGGGGAAACUGUGAGAGGAGGACAUAGAUAAGUCAUGAACAGCAUGUUUGUGUUGCGAUUUUGUUGUUCAAACAUCCUUGAUUCCUUUCCUCAACUUAUCUUCUUGUGCUUUAGUCCUUGUCAGAUGAACAUAACCGUGUUCCUGACAUCCUACGUUUACUUAAAAUUCAAUUCACAACCUGCCAUAAUAUGACGAAAAUAUACAGAUACCACUUAUUUUUUAUUUAACAUCCAGGUUUGACACACAAACGAGUUCUACCCAGAUAAUGACAUAGACUAUGAUGAUAUAUAUUAUGCACAACACAUUUGGUAAACUUGCUAAAGAAGACCUAAACCAUAUGAAUGUUGGUUGUGAAGCAGCACAUGAAUUCCUGAUCUAGAAUCUGAGCACACUAAAGCUAAAAUACUGUAAGUACAGUUACACUAUACAGCAUGAGCACAUAGAACUUUAUGAUUUCUGCAGACAGAAGCAAAAACUAAACUAGAACCAAAAAAAAACCAAAACAUUUUUGCAAUGAAACAUAUAAAGAAAAUAGGAUGUUUUGUUAUAGUUCAAAUUAUACAACAGUAAAUACUGCAUAAGUAUAAUUGCAAGUAUAAUUAGCAUUCGUUGCCAUCUAAAAAUACCAAACAUUUCAAUGGCUUCAGCUUCUUAAAUGAGCCUCAUAUAUGCUGCUUUGGCCUUUAACUAUUUUAAUAUCUGUUUUAAUCAUUUUGAAGUUUGGAUUAUUGUCUUUUUAACUAGAAUGUUGUACCUGCAAUCUGAACAAAAAAUUGCCACUAGCUAUGAUGAAAUCCUGCUUUUGUAUCAAUAUUAUUCAUUUAAUAAUAUAACAAUCACAAUGACACUGCAAUGUUUAAAUGAUUUAGUAUGAGCUGGUAAAUAGAAAGAAAUAGGUCACAUGAACUGGCCACAGUAAAUGUUUGAAAUUUACCAGGGGGUGCCAUUGGUGCUUGGACCCAAAUCAUCUACAGCAGUAAAAUAGAAAUAUACAUAACGCAGCGGUAAAAUUAAUCCAAAAACAGCACAUGAAAGAGUAAAACACUGAGAGGGAACAUUUUGUAAGAUUACGUAUUUUUUUAUACUAUCAUUUUAAAAGCAAACCUUUUGUAACUGGGUUUUUUUUAACAGGCUUGUAUUUGUACUUUUACUUAAGUUUCUGAGUUACUGCCCCACUACUGCAAACAAUGAUGGAAAUUCUUCUUAUUCACACCAACAUCUUAGACAUAAAAUGAGUGUGAAGUCUAAUUAUAAUGCAAUUUUAGUAUUUUUGAACUGUGUUGUUUUUAUUUAGAAAUUUCCACAAAAUGAAUAAAAGUAACUUUUGAAAAUA